Messenger RNA from Rhodotorula toruloides NP11, 1065 nucleotides. RefSeq names its product mitochondrial carrier protein. The record is from RefSeq and is a predicted model, not a curated record. The transcript has 5 exons. NCBI's taxonomy places the organism in Eukaryota, Fungi, Basidiomycota, Microbotryomycetes, Sporidiobolales, Sporidiobolaceae. The coding region runs from base 1 to 1065 and encodes 354 amino acids.
AUGACGAGUUCGCUUCCACCGCUCGCACAGGCCGGCAGCGGCUCCCUAGGAGCAGUCGUCUCAAACGCCCUCGUCUUCCCUCUCGAUACCCUCACGACACGGCUCCAGACGUCGAAGCGGUCGGCAAAGAAGGCGGGUUCUGCGUCUCGUGGAGGAUCUUACAACUCGCUGUCGGCGGCAGUGCGAACGAUCUACCGCCAUGAGGGGCUGUCGGCCUUCUACAGCGGACUCGGACCCGACUCCCUCUCGACCGCCCUCUCCCAGUUCCUCUACUUCCUCGCCUACUCCGCCCUACGAGAUCGCUUUCAGGCGCGCAAGCAGCGCCAGCAGCCGGCGACGACAGGAGCGGGCAAAGAUAAAAAGUCGAGCGGUCUGCCUCUGUUGAGCGCAUUCGAAGAACUCGCGAUCGGCUGUCUCGCGGGCAUCUUUGCCAAGGGCGUCGUUUCGCCACUGUCAAUGAUCACGGUGCGGGCUCAGACGUCGAGCGAGCCGAGGCAGGAAGUCGUUGGGGGGAAGGAAGGCGACAAGCGGGCGGUCGAAUCGGACGACUCGGGAGACGAGGACGACGGCGGGUACGGACGUGCGCCGAGUGCGUUGGCGAUCGGGAAGGAGAUCUACCAGGAGCAGGGCCUCUGGGGAUUUUGGUCCGGCUUCGGCUCGACUGUCAUCCUGUCCAUCAACCCCGCCAUCACCUUCUACGGCUUUGCAGCCCUCAAGCGGCUCUUACCAAAGAAGAACCGCGAGCACCCGACGCCGGCGCAGACCUUCCUCUGCGGAGCCCUGGCCAGCGCCAUUGCCAGCGCUCUCACCUACCCGCUCAUCUUGGCAAAGACCCGGAUGCAGUUCAAGUCUCCGACCGGCCGCGCCCUCUACCGCUCGCAAUUCGACGUCUUCCGCAAGACCAUCACCAAGCAGGGCGUCGCGGGCUUGUAUCAAGGCGUCGAGAGUCAGCUGCUCAAGGGCUUCUUCAGCGAGGGCGUCAAGCUGCUCGUCAAGGACCGCAUCGAGCUCCUCAUUGUCCUCGCGCACCGGAUGCUCGUUCAGCAGGGCAGGAUCGCGGCAUAG